AAGGCUCCUCAGCUUACAAUUGAAUGAAACACAGAUAGUUAGAUGAUACUUGUCAUCACCGCAUUUACCCUCCUAGGUUAAUUAACGAACUUGACUUAUCUAAAUCAAGUUCCAAGCGUAUCUUUAACUUUCGCUAAGUUUCAGCAAUAUAAGAUCAGAAGACGCUAUCAGCAAGCAUCAACUGUCUCACAAUGCAACUCACCUGGUUGCUUCUUCUCUCAUUUUUAGGCUUCCUCUCCCUCCUUAAGCAUUCCAUCUCCCUCCUCAAAUGGGUUUCCGACACAUUUGUCAGAGCCCCCAAGCACCUCAACAAGUACGGCUCAUGGGCUCUCGUCACUGGAGCCACUGAUGGCAUAGGGAAAGCCUUUGCACGCCAACUAGCCCUUCAAGGCCUCAACCUGAUACUGGUCAGCAGGAACUCGAACAAGCUGAAAGUAGUUUUGAAUGAAAUCCGAGCAGAGCUUCCCCAUAUCAAGAUCAAGGAUGUGGCCCAUGAUUUCUCCAGCGAUGUAACGGCGGGUGUCAAGUUGAUAGAAGAGGCUAUCAAGGAGGUGGAAGUUGGUGUGUUGAUCAACAAUGUGGGGAUAACGUACCCGGGAGCCAUGUUCUUCGACGAGGUGGAUGAGCAAGUGUGGAUGGAAAUUGUUAGGGUGAACUUGGAAGCGACUACGUGGGUCACACGGGCGGUGCUACCGGGGAUGCUAAACAGGAAGCGUGGUGCGAUUGUCAAUAUCGGGUCUGGAGCUUCAAUCGUUGUGCCUUCACAUCCUCUCUACACGAUCUAUGCUGCUACGAAAGCUUACGUUGAUCAAUUAUCGCGUUCUCUUUAUGUGGAAUACAAGCUAUGUGGCAUUGACGUGCAGUGUCAGGUGCCGCUAUACGUGGCAACAAAUUUGGCAUCCAAGGUAGCACUAAUUGAAAAAUCCUCGUGGUUGGUGCCGACGCCGAAUGAUUACGCGGAAGCCGGGAUCCGCCACAUCGGCUACGAACCGCGGUGCACGCCUUAUUGGUCUCACGCCAUUCAGUGGUGUUUUGCGCGCUUGCUACCCGAUGCUCUUCUUGAUGCUUGGCGUCUGUCUGUAGGCAUCCGCAGGAGACGGGACCUUGUUGCCUAAUUUGUUUUUAUUUGUUUAUGCUUCAAGGUUAAUAUUUUUCAUGCUAUUAUAAAUCAAUCUCAACUCCUUAAAUUUGUUCCAUCCUUGCAACAAAUUCUAUUGGAGUAUGUACAACUGAUUUAAAAAUACUAUUAAAAAAAGUAAAUAACAUUUUAUUUGUUAAGAUAAAUCACUCUGCCUUGAAAUAAACUUAUCGACAAUGAAAUUCAAAAUUUACAGAUUUGUUAUUUA
Theobroma umbraticum is the source of this 1346-nucleotide messenger RNA. RefSeq names its product beta-ketoacyl reductase 2 (gene KCR2). Gene Ontology annotation, molecular function: ketoreductase activity. The record is from RefSeq and is a predicted model, not a curated record. Lineage: Eukaryota; Viridiplantae; Streptophyta; Magnoliopsida; Malvales; Malvaceae. Gene Ontology annotation, cellular component: endoplasmic reticulum.